This is a messenger RNA of Beta vulgaris subsp. vulgaris (sugar beet), 717 nucleotides long. RefSeq lists its product as uncharacterized. The record is from RefSeq and is a predicted model, not a curated record. Bases 1 to 717 code for a protein of 238 amino acids. Lineage: Eukaryota; Viridiplantae; Streptophyta; Magnoliopsida; Caryophyllales; Amaranthaceae. The transcript has a single exon.
AUGACAACUUCAUCCAAACGAAGCAAAAGAACUGAGCCAACAACAUCAGCUGAGCCUAUAGAGUUCAAUAAGGAUCAGUAUUCCAUUAUCAUGGAGAUCAAAGAUCAAUACGAACUGAAGGCGCCAGCAGAAAUGAAGACGCCCUACAGAAACAGAGAGAAAAGCAAGUACUGCCAUUUCCACAAAGAUUGUGGUCACGAGACGAACGAAUGUAAGCAUCUGAAAAGAGCUUUAGAAGACUUAGCUCACAAGGGUAAGAUGAAUUCUUAUCUACCUCAAGCAAGUAGAAAGUUCCAGAAGAAAGAUAAUCGUCAAGGCAGAAGAAAGGAUGAUGAAAGCACUGACGAAGAUGUAGUGCUAGUGAUAUCUGGGGGAUUCGCAGCAGGGGGUCCUACUAAUCGCGGCCACAAAAACUAUCUACGGGAACUCAGUCAGGUAAUGCUGACCAAUCAGGCAGAAUCUGACCCUUUCCCUGAAAUUGUGGUUAGCGAACUGGAUCGCGGGAAGAUAAGAACACCCCAUGACAACCCAUUGGUGGUAGAGAUGAAAAUAGCAAAUCUCAGGGUAAGACGGAUCUUCAUUAGUGUGGAUUAUCUGGCAAGAUUGAAGUUUGAUGAGAAUAAUCUGGUUCCAGUCAACCAUCCCAUUAUUGGAUUCGGAGGAGGGAUUACCCGUCAGGGUAGGGGACAAGGAAGCCUCAUGGACGCUCUUUGUUAA